AUGGCGCAUGAUAUGGACAGCUUGAUGAAGUCCCCGGGGCUGACAGACCUGGAGCUUUCGCCUCCCACUUUACUGGCGUCUCUGUCCCCGAAAAGUUCCAAGCGCGCGGCUGGCAAGAUUCGGUCAGCCUCAAUCUCAGACUCCUGCGAGCCCUUCUCCGGGAAAGAGGAGCUGCCAGACAUCCAGGAAAAGGAGGCCGCACCGGAGCUCACUAAGACCGAUGCCUUGGCGCUGCAGCGCGCCCUCCUGGCCGCCUUCGAAGAGCCCAGCUUCCAGCGACGUUUGCGGGAGCUCGCGGAAGAGCACCGCGUGUCCCAGGGAAAGACGAGGGGCUACACGGCGGGUUUCAUGCGUUUGGUCCGGCGAGAGCAGAUGAAGGUCCUGCCGGACUUUGGCUUUGAGGCCUCGGAACAUGGCGUGGAGGCGAUGCUCCGAGCCUUUGCGGAGUGGAAGGGGGAUUGCGACAUCCAGGUCCAAGAGAAGAUCAUUCAAGACACCCUGCGAAGCGCAGAGCCCAAGAACGAGGCGGACCAUGUCGAAGCCCCUGCCCGAACCAGGCCAGCAAACAAGUUCGAUAUUGCAAACAUGCUUCAUGAGUUGCAAAUUGCCUUCAGUGAGCCGUGGUUCCAGGACGAGAUCCAUGAAUUAAGGGUGUCAGCAGACUAUCGCGCAGGCCGACGCAACCCGGAGCCGGGCGCACUCCCAACGCUGGACGAGCACGCAGUGGACCCGGAGGGCUACUACAAUUUGUCAGGCCGUGCUGCCCUCGCCCUGCAGGGGCACAAGCACAUACUGCCUCGCUAUUGCUUCGAGGGCACUCCUGAGGGUGUGCGCAAGAUGCUUCUUCAUGUGUCCACCUACCUCGGUGACAAAGAUGUGGACAGGGCCUUCGACGCCGUCAAUUGCAAGCUGGGAAUGGAACCCAACGCGCGGCUGCGGUUCCGGCAGCUGGUGGCUUCGGCUUCGGCCCAAAGCCUUGACUUGGAGGCCUUGCACUGCACGCCCAGCCGGGCCUCCAACUCGCCCUCGCCCAGACGCCAACCCUGA
Messenger RNA from Effrenium voratum, 1047 nucleotides. The record is from the annotation of a GenBank genome assembly. NCBI's taxonomy places the organism in Eukaryota, Dinophyceae, Suessiales, Symbiodiniaceae.